CAUUAGGACACUCACACACCCCUUCCGCUCGACACCUAAUUCUAAUCAGUAAUCUCUCUCUCCCUCUUUCCCGGGUUUCCCCCACGCAAUUGCUUUUUCCUUGCCCUCGGAAGUUAAACAUUCCGUGAGGCCUAAACAAGUCGCCAAAAUUCCACCUUAUACGUCUGCCGAUAGAUAUUACGGGGAGAGAGAGAGAGAGAGAGAGAGAGAGAGAGAGAAACUCCAAGCAAGAAGCAAUCCAUGGACUCAGUGGCUCCCUUAAAGCUCUCCCUUUUGCUUUUCCUUGCUUCUAUAUCUUUGGUUCCCGUACCUUUCGCUCAAGCCACGAAUGUCAAAUACUGCGAUAAGAAAGGUGGCUAUCCUGUGAAGGUCCGAGGUGUUAAGAUAUCACCCAACCCUGUGGUGCCAGGCAAACAAGCCACCUUUAACAUCUCAGCUUCAACCGGCAAAGUCAUUGAUGGUGGGAAAGUGGUCAUUGAGGUUUCUUUCCUUCGAGUGCCUGUUCAUACUGAAAAGCAUGAUCUUUCUGAGGAGAUAUCCUGCCCUAUUGCAGUAGGCAACUUUGUCCUCUCACAUACCCAAACUCUACCAGUAUUCACCCCGCAUGGCCCUUACACGCUAAAGAUGAAAUUAGAGGAUGAUAAAAAUCAACUGUUGACUUGCAUUAGCUUCGAUUUCAAAAUUGGCUCUGGAUCUCUUGAAGUCUUCUAGAUGAAUAGCUAGCACAUGGUCCUAGAUUGGUGCGUAAUCCCAGUUAGAAUUGAAUCUCCAGUCCGGUGAGUAUAUAGUGUACUUUUUAGUGGCGUGUAAUCCCAAUCCCGGUUGGCAUUUGGUUGGUAUUCUCAGACAAAAAAUACCAACUAAAAUAAGGUGGUAAUCUCUACCUCUGGUACUUAAUAGUUGUAUAUGAUGUCUCCAUCGCGUUCGAAACUCUUUUUCAUUUAGUUCGCUGUUUGUGGAUUACAAUGCAUCCUCCUCAUUGGCAA
This is a messenger RNA of Juglans regia (Persian walnut), 986 nucleotides long. Its product is annotated as putative phosphatidylglycerol/phosphatidylinositol transfer protein DDB_G0282179. The coding region runs from base 241 to 711 and encodes 156 amino acids. NCBI's taxonomy places the organism in Eukaryota, Viridiplantae, Streptophyta, Magnoliopsida, Fagales, Juglandaceae. The transcript has 4 exons. Gene Ontology annotation, molecular function: sterol binding. The record is from RefSeq and is a predicted model, not a curated record. Gene Ontology annotation, biological process: intracellular sterol transport.